GUCAUGAAUAAUGUCAGAAGUGCAGUGUCCUGACCUCGGCAUGAUUGCACGGCAGAACUGUCCAGACCAGGGAUGUUUCCGAGGUUUCUCUCCAGCAUCAUCUCCUGGCGCUCUGUGGCGAUCUUGGCAUUCAUCGCAUGUUUGUCACAGGUAACCAACCUCAUCCUAACAUGGCAGCUACGACAGCGACACCAGGCAGCAGCAGAUCUUGCAGUGGGUGGAGGAGUGAGUGGGUUUGGAAUGAGGUCUGCUGUCAAGAGUCAUCACAUGCUAUCUAGGAGGCGUGACCACCAUCUAGGGCAGAAGCUUUCAGAUGAGCAUGAGGCCAUCCUCUCACGCAUCGCCCACUGGAGUGUGCUGGAUGGUUCGGGGGAGUACAGGGUGUCACUGGGUGUCCUCAGGGGGUCUGCACUUGAAGCUGGACCUGGGGGAGAAGGAGGGCUAGAGGGGAGGGAAGACUCUGCUUCAUUGGAUGGCCAGGGACUCACCCUCGUCACCCAGUGCUCACUUGCCAGGCUCAACCGUCUGCCAGAGCUUGUGCGUCAUUGGCAGGGACCAAUCUCAGUGGCAGUAUUUGCACUGAGUGGGGAGGUACAGGCAGUCGUGCAAGUGUUCCACCUCCUUCGAAGGUGCCAUGCAAACAUCAAGGAGAACGUAACAUUCAGCCUCAUUUUCCCCCUGAACUCUCCCACAUCCCCUCAUCUGGCACCAACAGCUGAUACAACCCCAUGCAAUAAUAUCUUCUCUGAGCUGGAACAUGUGAACUAUAACUUCAAGGGCAUCCAGUACCCAAACAACCUACUGAGGAAUGUGGCAAGAAAGGCCUCAUCGACAAACUUCAUGAUGGUCAUUGAUAUCGACAUGACACCAAGUCCAAGUCUUCACAGGGCCUUCACUGCGUAUGCAAAAGACAGUCACCUGUUUGAAGAAAAUGCAAGCGAAGAGAAAACAGUAUGGGUGGUACCAGCAUAUGAGCUGAAGGAAGGCACUCCAAUACCCAGUUCCAAACUGGAAUUGCUAAAACGGCGGGAAGAGGGAAGCGCUCGUAUUUUCUACCAGGAGUUGUGCCUGAAGUGUCAAAAAUACACUGAUUAUGCCACAUGGGAGAAAAGCACAGACAUAAAGGAGGGUCAAGUUAAUGCCCUCUAUGAUGUGCUGUGGCAGGACCCCUGGGAACCCUUCUAUAUAGGUCGGACAAAUGUGCCAUUCUAUGAUGAACGGUUCAGACAGUAUGGCUUUAAUCGCAUCAGUCAGGUGUGUGAACUGCAUGUGGCUGGGUAUCGCUUUGUGGUGCUGGACUCUGCGUUUGUCGUACACGAAGGUUUCAAGACUUCGAGCGGCUUUCACAGUUCAAAGGACAUGGAGCAAGAAAAGAACCGCAUCCUCUUCAGACAGUUCAAAGGAGAGCUGAAGGAAAAAUAUCCAGAGUCCUCCAGAAGAUGUUAUUAGCACAGCAGUGUUACAAGACAUUGUAUAUUGGCAUUAGCAAACUUUGGGUCUGUGUGGUGUUGGGAGCCUUUGAAGGUCAUUCUUACAAACCAAAGAGCAUCUCUGUGUACUCCUUUACACUUGUGUAAUCUGUGGUUGUUUUUGGAAAUUGUCUUCAUGGGAAGGAUGGAAUAUGUAAGUAUAUUUUUGGUGGUAAAAAAUGUAUAGUGAAAAAAAGAAAAAGAAAAAAAAAGAGAAAGAAGCAAGUACAUUAUAAACAAAAAGACAAAGUAAGCAUGUAUUGUAUAAAUUACCUAAGGUGCUGCGACAGUGUUUUCUGCAUGUAAAAAAGACUGAAUAAGUCAGUUAUGACAUGCUUAGUGUAAGACAAGAAGAAUUAUAAGAGUACUGAAUAGCUCUACCUGAAUCUUGUAACUGAUCUGAAUAUUUGGUUCAGAGAACAAAUUAAAGGGAGAGUAUAUGAUGUUUUCUUUUUUCUUUAAGGUAAAUGCAAAGACUCAAAAAAAAGAAAGAAAGAAAAGAAAAAAAAAAAACACAAAUUCUGUUGUACAGAUAACUGUGAGUCAUGUGAAGCUAGUUUUUUAGGCUUAAUUUGAACUGUGAGUCAUGUUUUAUGAUAUACAUAUUUAUCAUGAAUGGAGUUUCAUCUGCAUCCUAUGCACAGAGAGAGCCCAGCAGAUGUUAACUGAGAAUGUUUGUUAGAAACCAAAUUGUCUGUGUCCUGAGUUAUGUAGCUUUCUUUUGUGGAAGUGCAGGGAAAGACAGUUGUUUUAGAACUUUUUUUCUUUUUGGCUAAUUUUCGUUCAUAAAACAAAUGAUAUGAGGGUAUAUUGACUAUCUUGAGAUAAUUAGUGUUAGGUAAGUUUCAAAGUUUGUCUUUAAGAAAUUGUAAAUAAUUUUGAUAAUACUCAUUUUACGGUGUAUAUUCAUAUACUGAAGAGAAAUUUGUGCUCUAUGUUAAGUACUUGAUUAUGUGCAGGUGUCAAGUAAGACGGCAUUUGUGAGUAUAGUAUUUUUGAGUCAAUGUAAGGCACUAUCUUAAGUCUAUCAAAAAAAAAAAGAAAGAAAAAAAAAGAUAACCAAAAUAAGGUUUAUGGUUUCAUUUUUAGUCUUGGUCAUUAUAUAUUUUUAAUGAAACAUCUUGGUCUCUGUUUGUAACCUAGUGCUGCCAGGAUACACGCUAUACCCAUUGUGAGGUAUGUUUAUUAAAUGCCUUUACACUUUGAUGGCUCCACAAGUACUAAGUUACCAAGGAUUCAUUUACUAAUACUAUCUAUCUCGCCUGUUUGCCUUUUUCCUUGAUAUUAAGAAAUAUUCUUAGUUAUCUUAUAUUGCUAUUAAUAAUGUUAAUAAUAUAAUGUUUAUGGUGUCUAUAAUAAUAUCUACAUCGAUAUUGUUGCAAUUAGUAAGAAAAAAAAAAAAAAGGUGAAAGCAGGUGAGCCCAUAAAGUCUAUUAAUUGAUUCUUUGGUGGCUAAGGAUUUAUGGAUCCAUCUAAAUGUAGUGUUCACUAAAGGGAAUACUACAUUUUCUCGUCAGCAUUGGGUUAAUACUGACAAUACAGUGAUUUUAACAUUAUCAUGAAGCAUUGUUGUCCUUAAUAAUUCUUUGAAUUCUCAUCUUGAAAUGUUUGAUAAUUUGAGAAAUAAAAGAAACAAAAACUGAA
Messenger RNA from Penaeus vannamei (Pacific white shrimp), 3113 nucleotides. The record is from RefSeq and is a predicted model, not a curated record. Lineage: Eukaryota; Metazoa; Arthropoda; Malacostraca; Decapoda; Penaeidae.